UUCAUAUUUAAUUCACUUCAAAUGAAUUGCGUUAAAUAAGUAAAAUAAAAAAAAGCCUAAAACUUAGCCUACUCGUGCUCGUAUAUAAUAAUGUCCCUUCCUUUCUAACGAUCUUUAAUUUCUGUCAACAAAAAUACUCCGAACUUCUUUCUUCACCAUUCUCUCUUGUGUACCUCUCACUUUCUUUCACUCCAGUGAAAUCUGAGCUUUCUUCUUUGGGGUUUUCAAGGCUUUGAGCUUGAGUGCUCAUUCCAUUCAUGGCUGUUUUUGUGUUCUUUGUGUUUUUUCUUGCGCUGACUGGUCGAUCUUAUGCGAACUAUUGUUUGUGUAGAGAUGGGGUUGGCCAAUCAGCCCUUCAAAAGGCACUGGACUACGCCUGUGGAGCUGGAGCUGACUGUUCUUCAAUCCUCUCCAGUGGCGCUUGUUUUCAGCCCAACACUGUUAAAGAUCACUGCAAUUACGCUGUCAACAGUUAUUUCCAGCGAAAAGGGCAAGUCCAAGGAAGCUGUGACUUCAACGGUGCCGCCACGCCCAGCGUUACCCUCACUGCCUCUGCGCCUUCUGGUUGCGUCUAUCCUUCUAGCCCCAGCAAUGCGGGAACAUCGCCGACGAACGGUGGUGGAACUACGCCGACGAUGACACCAGGGACGCCGUCGACGACGAAUCCAGGAAUGACACCGACGGUGUUCGGUAACGGAAUCAGCCCGAGUGGGAGCGGGAGCGGAUUCAACGACGGUAGCGGCGGCGUGGGUUUCAAUGAAAAUAGGAACUUGCUUUUGGCAGUGGGGCUAAGUCUGUGGCUUUCCGUAUUGUUUCUCUGGGGAUGAUGAAGAUGGAGGAUCGGAUGGUGGAUCUCGAUGAAUGGUUGAGAUCUUGCCACAUAUGUAGGGGGUUACUUUUGACAAUUGGAUGUGGAAGGAAGAAUCUAGAGGCAAACCCCACUAGGGUUUUUUUCUUGUUAAUUUUUUGUUAUUUCUAAUGUUAUUCCAUUAAAGAAAAAGAAAAAAAAAAUGGAGAGGAUGUUUGAUGAUUCCUUUUUUGAUGAAUGGAUGAAUGGAGGAAGAAGAAGGAAGGAGUGGAAUCUUUGAUGAAUGAUUUUUUGGGGAGGGGAUGGUGUUGUUGUAUAUUUGCUAGAGUUUAUUUAAUUUCUAAUUUUGUGUUGUUGUAACAUUCUCCUCCAUUCACUUUCAUUAAUCUUUACUUUCCAUCCAUUUGGAAUGAUGCAUUUAA
This is a messenger RNA of Cucumis sativus (cucumber), 1230 nucleotides long. RefSeq names its product PLASMODESMATA CALLOSE-BINDING PROTEIN 3. The record is from RefSeq and is a predicted model, not a curated record. The transcript is spliced from 4 exons. NCBI's taxonomy places the organism in Eukaryota, Viridiplantae, Streptophyta, Magnoliopsida, Cucurbitales, Cucurbitaceae. Bases 258 to 827 code for a protein of 189 amino acids.